AUGCCAGAGGAGAGGGGAUCAGGGAUGCGAUAUUUGCCCGUGGGACACGAGUUGAAUGGCAAUGACCGUUUGAAGGAAAUCUCUGGGAGCCGUGAAUCCAAAUUCUACAACUCCCACGAGCAUUUCGUCAUUGAAAUCGUUCGGUGCAGCUCCAACAGCACUACCAGCGUCACAAGCGACACCCCUAAGCGAGGCGGAUGGUCAAUCGGCAGCAGCCUCAUCCCAUUGUCACAACUAGCCGCAGCAGCAUCGUCACAAGCAAUAGCAGCCGCGUCAAGCUUCACCAAUUCUGGCUCCGAAGUGGGCAUCUUUGCUCAGGUCAUCAUAGCCAUUGGUGUCCUUCCAAUCGAAGUACUUAUCGUGACAAUUGUGCUUGGAAUCCAUAGGCUUAUGCAUCGAAAGCCAUCACGACCUCUCCGGACUAGGGUCGAUAUCACGAAACCAAAACGCGACUCACUACCUUACCUCCAGCCAAAGGCAGAGCUGGAAGAUGAGCAGAGAAGAAGGCAUGAGUUACAUGGCGAGCACCUCGUACAUGAAUUGGAUGGUAAGGAUGAGAUCUAUCAGAUGCCUGACGAGACGGAUAGUCUGGUCCUGCCUUUGCAGGGAAGACCAGGCAUACAUGAGAUGCCAGAGGGGAGUCAUGUGAGCUGGGAGAUGCCUCUUCAAGGAAGGCAUAAGGUGAUGGGUUGUGAGAAUGCUCAAGAACUCGAGUCUCCAGCCCAGAAGAGAAACGAGUCCAUCAGAGUGGAACGUCCGCAAGAGCUUGAGUCUCCGGUACGGUCAAGGAAUGAGCCCAUGGUGUUAGAGUCCGCUCAACAGCUUGGCUCUCCAGUAGGAGCAAAGAACAAAGUGGAAGACGCUCAGGGUCUUGCCGCUCCGGUUGAAGAUCCCGUUACAGACUCUACGCAUGUCAACCCAAGUCGAAGCCAUUUCAUGUUGAGGCAGCAACAAAUGUUAGACAUCGAUGCUGUAACGGUAACAGCUCAGAACGACGCCAGUGAAGCAUGA
Messenger RNA from Letharia lupina, 1011 nucleotides. RefSeq lists its product as uncharacterized. NCBI's taxonomy places the organism in Eukaryota, Fungi, Ascomycota, Lecanoromycetes, Lecanorales, Parmeliaceae. The transcript is spliced from 4 exons. Bases 1 to 1011 code for a protein of 336 amino acids. The record is from RefSeq and is a predicted model, not a curated record.